Molecule: messenger RNA, 1860 nt
Organism: Closterium sp. Naga37s-1
Lineage: Eukaryota; Viridiplantae; Streptophyta; Zygnematophyceae; Desmidiales; Closteriaceae
Source: the annotation of a GenBank genome assembly
AUGAACCUGUCGGCGUCGGUGUGCUCCGCCGCGAAGCGCAUUCAGAAGGAGCUCGCGGACAUCGGCGCGGAGCCCUCCGCGGACUGCUGGGCGGGGCCGAAAGGCGACAACCUCUUCCAGUGGGUCGCCACCCUGCUCGGCCCGCCAGACUCGCCUUAUCGUGGGGGAGUGUUUUUCCUCGUCAUUGCCUUUCCCCAGGACUACCCCUUCUUAUCCGUUUCCCCCUCCUACCCACUCCAUCUCGUUCCCCCUCUCCUUCAUACUGCAGACUCGCCUUAUCGUGGGGGAGUGUUUUUCCUCGACAUUGCCUUUCCCCAGGACUACCCUUUUAGGCCGCCACAGGCCGCCACAGGUGUGUUUCGGCACGCGCGUGUACCACUGCAACGUGUGCAGCGCCAGUGGGCUCGUCUCUUCCAUGCCUACUUGUGUGCCCAUGCGCUUCCAUCCAACCCCAUCCCCCCGACACCCCACCCUUGCCCCUUGCAUCCACGCAGGUGUCUUUCCGCACGCGCGUGUACCACUGCAACGUGUGCAGCGCCAGCGGGCGCAUCUCUGCCCUCCUUCUUGCCUGCCAUGCCCUGCCACCCCCUCGACCCAUCCCCUUCUUCCCCGUGCCGCCUUGCAUCCACCCAGGUGUGUUUCCGCACGCGCGUGUACCACUGCAACGUGUGCAGCGCCAGUGGGCGCAUUCGGCUGCAUCUGCUGGACGAUGGCUGGAGCCCUGCCAUGACCAUAGCCCGCGUGCUGCAAGCCAUCAUCCACCUGCUGAGGUUCCCUGUUCCUGCCUGGAGCCCUGCCAUGACCAUUGCGCGCCUGCUGCAAGCUGUCAUUCAUCUCCUAAAGUUCCCCGUGCCAGGGCUGGUUGGCGGGUCAGUGGUGGGGAAUCCGGGGAUGGGCGGUGCUGCAUGGGGGGUGGAGGCUCGGCAGUGGGGUGACGGCAAGAGUGUGGAGAUUCGACAGAUGAAGGACAACUUUGGGGUGGUGCUAAUGAAUGUGGCAGAGGAGGUUAUUAACGAGCUGGGGAUGAAGACUGGUGCGGAUUACAAGAAAGAGUUCUUCAAGCUGCGGCAGCAGGAGUUCCAGCCGCUCAAGAAGGCCAACUUUGGAGGGCUGGCGUCGCUGGGGCAGAGCUUCACAGUGAACGAUGUGCCCUACUUCAACUUCCAGUCGUACAUCCAGUGGAAGCUGAUCGCCCGCCUGUUCCCCACACAGCGAGUCAGGCAGGAGAUCAGUGCCCGCCUGGGGAGGAAGCUUCUAGACCGAGUGGCACCAGAAGCAGUCACUAUCGCUCUUGCACUCCCCCCAUCCUCCCUCUCCUCCUCCUCUUCCUCCUCCGCUUCCCCCUCGCCAUCCUCCUCCACGUUCUCCCCCCUCUCCCCCGCCACCUCCCUACCAUUCGCCCGCAUCGCCACGUCAGCACCGCCAGCAUCAUCAUCAGCCGAACAGGUGGACGACCAGGAUUGGCUGGACCCGCCGUCGCUGCUGUCAAAGCAAUCCCUCCCACCACCACCACCACCAGCAGCAGCCGGAGGGGGGGAGGUGCGGCCAGCAGGGCUGGUGGCUGGGGUGGAGGAGAUUUUGCAACGCCUGCUGGACGUGGGGUUCCUGCAGGCCUACACUGUGGACUGGGUGGCAGCAGCAGGCGGUGGUGGGGCAGAGUGGGAUAAGGAUCGCCGAGGCAGCAUGCAAGUGAAGGUGCAGGGACCGGCCAAUCUGGAUGGAGCAGUGCUGUUGCUUGCAGAGAGUAACUAUGCUCAGCGCUACUCCUCCUCCAUCAUCCGAGCCUUCUUUGAGCGAAUGGGGGUGCAGGCUGACGUGGAUGAGUACUUCUACAGGGAGAAACUCAAUGUACGACAGUAA